Symbiodinium natans is the source of this 1092-nucleotide messenger RNA. The record is from the annotation of a GenBank genome assembly. Lineage: Eukaryota; Dinophyceae; Suessiales; Symbiodiniaceae.
AUGGAUGACACGAUCCUUCCGCCUCCCUCCAGCAUCGUGUACUUCGACAGCUCCGCUCAGCCUUUCGUCUUGGUGGGUGACCGAAAGAUUUUCUUAGCAACGCGCGCGGACGUGAGGCAGAAGGCCCAGCCCGACGAAAUCUGGGAGAGGAUGAGGAAUCUUGAGCAGAAGCUUGGACAUCAUGCUCAGAGGAUCACAGCCCUCGAAUCCGAUUGUUCACUUCUGGACACACUUCGGGAUGAGAUUCUGGACGAGCUUCGAAAGGAGACUGCGCGACAGAGCAAGGACCUCAGAGCCGAGCUCCAGAUGCUGAUAGAGUCGGAGCGCGUGGAGAAGCCCAAGGAGCAAGUCGAAGAUCUGCCAAGUGGCAAGCCCCAGGCUGGCAUUGUCAGAGUCCAUGAGGAUGUGAAGGAGCUCAGUGAGCGCCUUCAAGACCUCGAGAAGCUCCGAGGGAAGCUUGACGAUGCUUUGCUCGCCCAGGUCAGGGACGAUCACGCCAAGCUGGCCGCUCGCCUCAAUGACCUCGUGCGGCUGGCCUCCAGCUCAGAUCAUGGGCAGUCGGGCCAGGUCUACGUCGACAUCCAGAGUCAGCUGGAUCUGGUCAUGGCUAGACUGGCCCAGCAUGACGAGAAGCUCGUGGAAUGCCAGGAUUUACAGUCCAAGGAGUUUUGGAUGCAUCUGCAACGCGUGGAGGAGGCCAGGCUCUGUCAAGUCCAAGCACGGACUCAAGUGGAGGUCUACAAGAAAGCCAUGGAUGCGCAGUUGCGGAAGUACUUGGGUGAGGAGGAGUUCAUGCGUUGGACGCGCCUCAAGUGGCAGCAGCUUCUAGCCAGAUCAGGCGAUGUGUUGCGCCGGGGAGCGCAAAACACCGCCCUGUCCAGGACACGCGUGCAGGUUGUAGCCAGCAGCGCCUUUGAUGAUGACCUGAGCGAGAUGGUAAGUUCAGGUUACGGGGGCUACGUCCGCUGCCCGCGUGCAGACAUGCGCAACCAGCGCAGGCGUCCCAGGACCUCUUGCAGUCGUCCACGCGACCCAGUGCCCGAGCAGGUGCUUUCACCACAGCGGCCCCGUUCUGCGGUUCUUGCCGGAUGA